Messenger RNA from Salvelinus namaycush (lake trout), 1883 nucleotides. RefSeq names its product nuclear body protein SP140-like protein. Gene Ontology annotation, biological process: humoral immune response; regulation of transcription by RNA polymerase II. The transcript is spliced from 11 exons. The record is from RefSeq and is a predicted model, not a curated record. Lineage: Eukaryota; Metazoa; Chordata; Actinopteri; Salmoniformes; Salmonidae. Bases 321 to 1763 code for a protein of 480 amino acids. Gene Ontology annotation, cellular component: cytoplasm; nucleus. Gene Ontology annotation, molecular function: protein binding; DNA-binding transcription factor activity, RNA polymerase II-specific; translation regulator activity.
UAUCUAUUUUAUCUUCGAAAAUAACUUUAAUAACAACUUGUUGGCCUACAGUUGAAAACGUUUUCAUUACGUCCUCUCCGUCCUUCGUCCAAACGCGCGUCUAUCGGUAUGUGCACUCGUCUGAAUGAAUCAAUCAAUGUAUUGAAAUGUAAAUAGUCUACAUCACGUCAAACUUUAAUUUAUCAGUGUAUAUAUAUGCCACCCAAUAUGAACCGGAUCGUUCAUUAUUAAACUAUUAAUAAUAUUCAGUGACCUGGUAAAUAUUGGAUUUUUUUCGACAAAGAAAAGUGUAUUGAAGACUUGCAGUUGCGUCUGCGCCAAUGGACCAGUUGGAUUUUCUGACAGAUGAGGAGUUACUGCGGUUUUUCCGCUGUAGUAGGACAGAGAUGUCGUGCAUGGAGCAACCACACACCUUUCUUAACCAGCUCCGAGACCACCACCUCAUUCCGGAAGAAAUGUACAAGAAGCUGAUUCGGUGUAGGAGUAAGGAGGUGAGGGAGAAGGGUGUGUACCAGGUGUUGGACUGGGUGGAGGCAGAGAGGCCCGACAGCAUCAAGGUGUUCUGGAAUUGUGUGUUCAGGGACCACCUCCUGCAGCAGUACCCCACGUUACGCCUGCUACGAAACCGCCUGCUGGACGGGUCGUUCACAUUCUAUGAGAAACUGCCAAAGAAGGUGGAGAAGGAAGAGGAGGAGGAUAAGAAGAAGGCUUCAGAGAAAGGAGAAGAGGAGGAGGAGGAGGAGAAAGAAGAGGAGGAGGAGGAGAAAACAUGGAAAAAGAGUAAACAGAAAGAGAGAAGUGAGAGUGCUGAGGACGAGCAGCCCAGCACAUCCACCCAGUCCAACCCCAGUCAGAAGAGGAACAUCCAGAGGCCGACCAACUAUUUUCCUUUCAGGAAGGGAGAGAAAGAUGACAUCUGGACCUGGCCCAUCUACAAGACCCAGCUCCCAGUCACCUGUGGGGACAAAGAAGGCAUGCUCAAGAGGGACAAACUGGCCAAAGGGGAGAGGUGCAUUGUGGUCCAGGGUCGCUGGUUCACCCCAAGUGGCUUUGAGGAGUUUGGGGGGAAGAAGAGCAGUAAGAAGUGGAAGUACAGUAUCCGCUGUAGCGGCACCACUCUGGGAGAACUGAUCCAGGAAGGUCAUUUAACUUCACCAGACUUUAAAAGAAGAAAGAGUGCACAGCAUGAUCAAGAUAACGAUGACGACUGCUUCAUCUGUAGAAGCCAGGGCAGCUUGAUAUGCUGUGAUGAGUGUCCUCGCUUCUUCCAUCAGAGAUGUCAUCUUCCUAAUGUGGAUGAUGCUAUCCUGGGGGAUGAUCGUCCGUGGAUGUGUACAUUCUGUGUACUGAGGGCCAGUCAUUCGUGGUAUCACCCCACACAAAUGACCUACCAAGAAGCCUUGACCUGCCGAAUCUCUGACCACCUACUGGAAUGCCAGUACCUCCUGCUGUGUCUCUACCAUGCGGACGAGGAACACAUCUUUGUGAAAGAUCCUUGCAUCAAUGUGAGAAACUACACCAGUGUGAUAAAGACCCCUAUAUGGCUGGACAGGGUUGUGGAGAAGCUGCAGCAGAAUCUCUACCAGUCAAUGCAACACUUUGUGUCUGAUGUGUUGCUUAUCUUCACCAACUGUGCCACAUUUAACAGGGAUAAUGCAGAGUUGCGUGUGACGGGCGAAAGAUUGAAGGAUCUAUUUGAGAGAGAGUUCAAGAGUACAUUCAGCAUCCAACUUCAGCAUCCAACUGCAUCCAACAGCCAGUAGAGCCUUCAUCAAGUCUGUACUGUUAUCUCACUAUUUUUUAUUUUAUUUAUUUUAUUUCACCUUUAUUUAACCAGGUAGGCUAGUUGAGAACAAGUUCUCAUUUGCAACUGCGACCUGGCC